AUUAUGAAAUCUCCUUGUUAAGGCACAUUUUAGAAAAGUAUAGUUACUGGGUAUCCUCAUGUCUAAUGCACCACUGUGAUCUAAGCCACCUAUAAGGAAGAACUUGGAUUUUGGUUUUUAAAAAAAGUAGUACCUGAAGUUAAAAAAACGGGUUGUCUACUGUCACUGGAUUCAGAUCCGGUCUCUUUAGAUUGUGUGAGAUGUUCUAUACCAGGCUGUGUCUAAAUCUGUUUUUCCCCAAGAUAGGUAUCCUGAUUACCCAGUCAAAUGUCCUGUGACCAACUAAUGAAUUAACAAAUUAGGAUGCACACUUUACCUACAGUAUAUGUGUUCAAAGCCCAUUACAUGUGGUACAUUUUUUUGUUUGUGUGCUACUCUACGGAAGAAUAAACCAGGGCACAGAGGUAAGUGAUGAGGCUGUUCAUGCAGAUCAAGAAACAUUUCAUAGCCCAAGCACAUAGUAAUCCCUAACAUCUAGCAUCCCAGUAUCUGCCUUCAAUAGGUCAAAACUGCAGAGAUCAGGACCCUGUAGUGACUACCACAGAGGGCAAAUGCCCAGGGCAUUACUUCUCAUCUACCUACAGACAUUCAGAAGAAUGAAAGGUUAGAAAGCUCACAGGCUUCUAGUCAGAUCAGCGCUUCUGAGAAUGGGAGAGAGACACUGCAUGGGGAGAUGAGGCAGGGGUUUUUCACUUAGGCUUUUGCUAUACAUGGCUCUUUCCAGUAUUCUCUAUUGUCAUGUUGCCAUGAAUUUAGACUUUACCUACACAGUCCAUGUGUUGCUUAACUGAUUCAGUGAACCUCCUGAAGCUCCAUUCUCACUCUGAUGACUGUACCUGGAAACAAGCCAUCAGAUCAAAUGGAAAAACAUACAACAAUUGUUAGUUUUUUCUUUUUCUGUCACGAGGCUGACAUGACUCCCUGUUAUAAUGCAUUCCCAGUUCCUGAAUUCUUAAGGGAAAUUUGUCAGGAGCAAGCUGUUGCCCCUCAGGAUGUGGAAGGACCUCCCGUCCCUGAAGGACCUUCUGCAGAAACAACACCAAUAAAAAUGGAAGUGUCACCUGAAGAGACACAAGUGAAGGUGGAGGAGGUGGAGAGUCAAAGUUUUAGUUGUUUUACUUCAAUCUUUAAAAGAUUUUAUAAGAAGAAGUCUGUCAUUCCUGAAGUUAUGGAGGAACCUCCAGCUGCUCCAGCUGCUCCAGCUGCUCCAGCUGAUCCAGAUAUUGUGAACACAUCUGAAGAAAUAUUACAAACCCAAAAGAAAGAUACUAAGAAUGCUCCUGGUAUUAAACCGUUAUUUUCUAAAGAUGAAGAGUUUGACCAUCCUAAUGAGGGAGCCUUGGAAGAACACCAAAGUUGUGCUUCUGAAAUGGAACUAUGGGAGCUGAGGAAAUUACCAAGUCCCUUAUGUCCAGAGAUACGAGUGCUGUACCAAGCCCCACCUCAAUCUUCAGAUGAAGAUAUGCUUGAAGAGGAGGAGGAGGAGGAGGUGGCAGAGGAGGAGUCAGAGGCAGAGGAAGAAGAGGAGGAGGAGGAGGUGGUAGAGUUGGAGGCAGCAGGGGAAGAGGCAGAGAAGGAGGAAGAAGAGGAGGAGGAGGAGAAGGUGGAGGAGGCGGCAGCGGCGGCGGUGGCGGUGGCGGUAGCGGUGGCGGCAGCGGUGGCGGCAGUGGCGGAGGAGGCAGAGGAAGAAGAGGAGGAGGUGGUAGAGUUGGAGGCAGCAGGGGAAGAGGCAGAGAAGGAGGAAGAAGAGGAGGAGGAGGAGAAGGUGGAGGAGGAGGCGGAGGAGUCAGAGGAAGAGAGAGGAGGAGGAGGAGGUGGUAGAGUUGGAGGCAGCAGGGGAAGAGGCAGAGAAGGAGGAAGAAGAGGAGGAGGAGGAGGAGGGAGAGGAAAAGCUACUACUGAUAAAAAUAUAAUGCCUAUAAUCAUGUAUUAAAUGUUUUUUGUUUUUA
This is a messenger RNA of Peromyscus californicus insignis, 1949 nucleotides long. RefSeq names its product FK506-binding protein 5-like. The record is from RefSeq and is a predicted model, not a curated record. The transcript has 8 exons. The coding region runs from base 827 to 1933 and encodes 368 amino acids. NCBI's taxonomy places the organism in Eukaryota, Metazoa, Chordata, Mammalia, Rodentia, Cricetidae.